GCCUAAUCAGACGCUGCAUCUGUGAUUUAUACAAGGCAGCGUGCCCAGAGAGAGAGACACACACACACAUUUAUGUAUAUGCGUGGUUGCAACCGUUUUGUGUUUUUCUUCCAUCACAAAUCCGUUUUUUGUUUGCUUGAGGAACGCUGUCGAAAAAAUGUUCGUUUAACAUCGAAGAAAAGCUGAAGAUUCAUUUGUUUGUUUCCCCCGGGAUGAAGUGAAGUCGUUAGCAUUUUUAGUUUAUGGCCAAAAAAAAGAGAACCAGAGGCGAGGAGGAGGAGUUAGAUUUAAGUAAGCAGAGUUAAUAGCUGAAGUGAACUAUCGUGACAAGCUAUCACUACAGUUAGGCCGGCAGUUUUUAUUUACAUGUGUAUUAAAGGAAACCUUAGUCCAUCACCUCUGAGACAUUUCUGGAUUGGAUUUGCUGUUUGUCUCCUCCAGUAAUUGAUUCCCACUAGUGUUUAAUUAACGCAGUCGAGCCUGACUCAUUUUCACUGCUUUAACAAGGAGUUUGCAGAAGCUUGCUAAAAUAACAUUAAACAGCGAAAUAAUUCGGACAUUAAAAUCAGUCUGGAUUUCCUCAUAAGAUUCCUGUCAGCGAACAUGAGGCUGAAGAGGAAUGGAUCGUACACAUUGCACAGGAAGUCCAAGACCAAGCCAAAUGGUAAAAAAACAGCAACAGAGGAGAAGAAGUUGUAUCUGGAGCCUGAGUAUACCAAAGCCAGAAUAACAGAUUUCAACUUUAAAGAACUGGUGGCUCUGCCACGUGAAAUUGACCUCAAUGAAUGGCUAGCCAGCAAUACAACAACAUUCUUCAAUCACAUAAACCUUCAGUACAGCACCAUCUCCGAGUUCUGCACUGGAGAUAUGUGUCAGACGAUGACUGUGUGCAAUACGCAAUAUUAUUGGUAUGAUGAAAGGGGAAAGAAAAUCAAAUGCACAGCCCCACAAUAUGUGGACUUUGUAAUGACUUCUGUACAAAAGUUUGUGACAGAUGAAGAUAUCUUCCCAACAAAAUAUGGCAAAGAAUUUCCAAAUUCCUUUGAGUCUUUAGUAAAAAAGAUCUGCAGAUAUCUUUUUCAUGUACUGACUCACAUCUACUGGGCUCAUUUCAAGGAAACUGUUGCAUUGGACCUGCAUGGACAUUUAAACGCACUGUAUAUGCAUUUCAUGUUAUUUAUAAGGGAGUUCAAUUUGGUAGAUCCCAAGGAAACUGUUGUCAUGGAUGACCUGACUGAAAUCCUUUACAGCCACGCAGCAUCACAGAACCACGUCAAGGAAAGAUGAGCCACGACAAAGGAAAGACAUUCAAUCAUGAAGACUGUGGGACCUAACUGUGCAGGAUUAAGUGUGGAAUUUAAUUUCACACUCUAAAUGCGGUGUUUACUUCUAGGAAAGAACCACGUUUGACAUGGGAAGAUGUUGUGCAGAAUGGUGGUACUGCCAUUUUUAAUAUAUUAUGAUAUGUUAUUAAAAAAAAUGACUUUUAACUUUGAAGUGGCAUGCUGGCAAACAUGCUGUUUACUGCUUCUCCCCUACCGAGUAGGAAUGAAAUGGAAUAGAUGAGUCUUGGUUUUAACCCAGGAAUACAGAGGUUUAAAUUUGUAUGGUCAUAAUCUUGGAAUACUGGAGCUAUCAUGCUGCUCUGGCAACCAGUCAAGUACCUCUUCAUUAUUCGACUUGGACCAGUUAUACACAACAGGAUUUUUUUUUAUUUAUCACAUUCUAUCUGCAAGCUCCAUAAUUGUAUUUUUAAAAAAAAACAAACUGCAGCUUAUAACAAUAUUUUUGGCUUGCAUUCAAAUCUGUGGGAAGAUUCUUUAUCUCCCUUGUUAAGCAGUUCUAUAAUCAGUUAAUCGCGCAGACUAGCCUCAGUUUUAGAGAAGUAGUCAAAGCCAGUGCUGCUGGGAAGCAAAAUAGCAUGCAAGUUAUGUACUGCAGUCAGGCCUGAUUCAGUAGCAUAUGGGGGCCUUUCUCUGGCACAUUUUAAUGUUCAGCUCUUGUUGCUUCUCAUCCUUGUACAUCUGAGAAAUGUUCCUGAUCAGGUAGCAAGAAGAAAGUCAAGCUGAUGUUCCAUUUAAAGAUGGUCACUUCAGAGUGUGUACACACUUUUUGUAAAUAUUGUUUAAGGUUGGUGUGUUGUACAUGAAUGCAAGUAGCAACUUUGGUUUGUCCAUCUGUUCAAUACUGAUUUAUGGUUAUGUUCAGUUUCUGUUUUGCAUCUUCUAAGUUUAGCCAAGUAGCUCCCCCUCAUGUUUGAUAGGAAUACAGAUAGGGGAAAUUGGGGAUCAAUAGACAGAUUUCCAAGCUCAGUUGCCUCAUUUUUAGUUUUAAACUGAAGGGCAAUACACAAUAUUUCACUUUAGUUAUCAUUUUAUUAUAAAUGUAGGGUUUCGGUUUGCUGUUUUUUUUGUGUUCGAACUGUUGCACUUGAACCUUGUAGUUAACCAUGGUUUCCAGGUGUUUACAAGUUUAUUUUGUUUUUGGCUUCAUUAAUAUAAAAUUAUAAAUAAAAAAGAGAUUCAAAACAAAAGCUUGCCUGCUUCAUGGUGAAUGUUAUGGAAAUUAAUUUAUUUGGGAAGUUAUUCACUGAAUUCUAAGUCCUGGGUUGCUGAGCGAUG
Molecule: messenger RNA, 2621 nt
Organism: Mobula hypostoma (lesser devil ray)
Lineage: Eukaryota; Metazoa; Chordata; Chondrichthyes; Myliobatiformes; Myliobatidae
Product: MOB kinase activator 2-like
Exons: 5
Coding region: 604-1287 (227 amino acids)
Biological process (GO): signal transduction; positive regulation of protein phosphorylation
Cellular component (GO): cytoplasm; nucleus
Molecular function (GO): protein kinase activator activity
Source: RefSeq, a predicted model, not a curated record